This is a messenger RNA of Salvia splendens (bonfire salvia), 1987 nucleotides long. RefSeq lists its product as uncharacterized. Bases 578 to 1711 code for a protein of 377 amino acids. Gene Ontology annotation, biological process: translation. The record is from RefSeq and is a predicted model, not a curated record. Gene Ontology annotation, molecular function: structural constituent of ribosome; 5S rRNA binding. The transcript has 2 exons. Lineage: Eukaryota; Viridiplantae; Streptophyta; Magnoliopsida; Lamiales; Lamiaceae. Gene Ontology annotation, cellular component: ribosome.
GUAAGCUCUCUCGGCAAUUCUCUCUUUCAGCAAUAAGUUUUCUUUCUUCUUCGAAUUCUCUUCUUGUUCAUCAAUCUCAACUCACGCAACACACACUUCACCACAAUUCCAAUAAGAAGAAUUCAAAUUUCAUGACAUAUUAUUUUGUUUUCAAAUUUCAUCGUUUUAUACAUGGAUUGGACCAUUGAGAAUUCAAAUUUCGUGGUAAUAACUAAAUUUGAUCAAAUUUUAUGAUUUAAUUGGGUAUUAGUAAUUAGCUUCAAUCUAAAUAGUAUUCGUUUUAAAAGAAGUUAUUACAUGCAUUUGAUGACAUUUUUAAUUCUUCAAUCUUAUUAUUUUGAGUAUAAAUAUUUCCAUUUAAAGUAAUCUCCGGUGACUGUUUAUACCGCUAAUUCCCCGCCGUCGCCGGCGUCUAAGCUGCAGCCUCUGGGCGGUGACCUGAGUCACCAUAUGAUAUCACUGGGAGGCAGUUUACUGAAUAACAAGUAAUGGGGCACCAACUGUUCGACGAAAUGUCUCAAAGGAAAUCCAUUUAAAAAAUAUAGGCUGUUAGCAAACCUCUGAACCGCGUUCAGCAAUGGCGUUCGCGGUCGUAAGAAGGGUCUUUCUUUUGAGAUCAACUACGAAUUCUCUUCUAUCAUCGCAGCGCGGCAGGCUCUCUACUCAAAGAGCCUCUACAUUUGUUGAUGAUGACAGUAGACGUUCCGUCGCUGACAGGAUCCAACUGUCGCCUCUAUUUCAAGAGACUGGCGAGGACGGCAUCAAGGACUGCAAAAUCGAGCUCGUCGAUGAUUCGACGUGGAAUGUGUCUUCGGGUUUAGCUGAUGCUUGGAGAGGCAGAAGUGAGGCUGCAGCAAUGAGAAUGAGGUCGCGUUUGAGUGAUCGCGAGCAUGAUGAUGAUGAAGGGGUGGUUGGUCCCGUAGGUGAAGCUGUGGAGGAUCUUGGUUUCGACGAGAUUGAGGAUAUGAGGAUUCGUGGGAAGUUGUUCUACAAGCUCAACCGGAGUUCUAAAGAGUACGAGGAGCACAAAUUCGACUUCCAUGGCAGGAAAUCCGCGAGGAACGAGAGAGAUUGGAAGGGAAGCAGCAAGGAAGAUGCGAAGAAAGAAGCUUCCAAUUCGAAGAAGGAUCAUGUGAGAGAGAGAGAGAAGAGCGAAGGGAGCAAACACGCCGUGUUGUUGAGCAAGAAUUCGACUUAUUUGCUUCGCGAAAGCAGCACCAUUACUGCUAACAAGAAGCAGAGGACUCCGACCUUAAAUCAGCUCACAGCUCCCUACCACGAGCUUUUCUGCUUGGACGUGUUCAUCUCCAAGGGCUCAGUUCGCGCCUGCAUUGUCCACCGCACCACCAGCAACGUGGUGGCGGUGGCGCAUUCGAUCUCCAAGGACAUGAAGUUUGAUCUGGGGUCGACCAAGAACAAGGACGCGUGUGCAGCCGUGGGGAGGAUCUUGGCGCAGAGGGCGUUGGACGACGACAUUCAUAACGUGGUGUUCACGCCGAGGAAGGGAGAGAGAGUGGAAGGGAAGCUGCAGAUUGUGGUGAAAUCCAUCGUUGCUGGUGGAGUUGAUGUCAAGGUCAAGCUUAAGCAGAGGAGCUUCAAGCUAUCUAAACACCUUCGUAAAACUCAAAAUCUGCAUUCAUUGGUGGCUAGCUGGAGAGAGAGCAGUUCCUCCUCGGGGAUGAUCUUGAUGUGGCAGUCGGAGCGAGGGUAGGCAGCGCAGGUGAGGGCGUAUCCGCGGUCGACAACGUCGUCGCUGAGCAUGCCGUCGCUCUGAUCGACCUUCCCGGAGACGAGCUUGGCCGGGCAGGUCAUGCACACGCCGAGCUUGCAGGAUCGUCUCGUCCUCGUCGACUUCCACCUCGGUCAGCUUGUCGCCCUGCUCGAUCACCACUUUGUAGGCGCGCAGGCUGCCGGGCCAAUGUGGGUAGAAUUGGGGGGAUUUGGGUUGUUGUUUGUUUAAGCUGAGAGGGAGAGAUGGAGUUAAGCG